Oldenlandia corymbosa var. corymbosa is the source of this 735-nucleotide messenger RNA. The record is from the annotation of a GenBank genome assembly. Lineage: Eukaryota; Viridiplantae; Streptophyta; Magnoliopsida; Gentianales; Rubiaceae.
AUGGCUUCCAGCUUGAAGAAUUCUUUUGCUCUUCUUGACACCGUCGGCGAUGAUGUUUCCGACUUCACCGCCCCCCUCGCCGCAAACUCUUUGAAAUCUGCCACCGCCACCAAGUCCUCUUCAAUGUCUAAACCCCAACAACGGAGACAAAGAGGGAAAGGGCCACAGGGGUUUCGGCCAGUGGUCAGCAACCAAAAAAUCGGCAAGGGGGAAAUUCUCAGGGUGCAAGAAUUAACGGGUAUCAACAACCGGGAGAAAGCAAUAAUGGACAAGGUCGCUACAAUGGCCGAAUUGAUGGAGAGACUCUUCUGGCAAGAAAUUUGGUGGAAGGAGAUUCUAGGAAGAGGAUUAGUCAAGAGAAUCUUGAUGGGCAUAGAUUCAAUUAUGGAAGAGAUGCCAACAGAGAUACCUGAAAAGAAAAAGGCAUUGGAAGCUCUGAAGAAGAAGACAGAGGAAAGGAAAGUGGCAAUGGACGAGUUUGAGGGGAUGCAGAUUGUUGGGAGGAAAAAGAAAGAAGGUAGCGCUUCUUUUGGCCUUGAAAAGUCAACUUCUUCUAAGAAAGGAGAAGAAGAAAAGGUCCAGAAAAGAGAAGAUGGCCUCCAGAAGCUGAGGAAGGUUUCUUCUUCAACAGGCAUUCGAGUAGAAUUCCAUAAGAAGAUGUAUCAUCCUACCCGUGUGCCAGCUGAUGAUCAGAAUAAAAGUAAUCAAAGGACAUUCGAAUUCGAUCCCCCCUGA